AGAGGGGUCGGUGCGGGGGCUCUGCCUCCCCGGGAAGGGGGGCCCGGCCAAGUCCACGCAGGGAGGGGGCAGGCCCUCUUCCCUCCCCCGCGCCUGUGGGGACCCUACGCCUGUGUCCGGAGGAGGCCGGCGUCCAGCAGAUGCACGCGGUGUGGAGGGGGGGCGGGGGAGAGGCGGGGAGGAGAAAACCCACAACAAAACUUGCAUCGCCGAGCUCACGGCUCGACUUGAAUGGAAGGAGCCCGCGCCCGCGGAGCGCAGCGGAGACUCGGGACAGCGCGGACGGCCGGCGGGGCGCGGCGCGGCGCAGGGGCGCAGCAGGUACCAUGGCCCAGAGCAGGGUACUGCUCCUCGUCUUGUUGCUGCCACCGCAGCUGCAGCUGGGACCGGUGGGCACGGCGAGGUCUCCGGGGUUUGGCCGAAGUGGUACCCACAGCCUGAGCCCUGCCGAGAAUGAAUUUGUGGAGGAGGGGCCGGUGUUGGUGCUGAGACCCGAGGAGCCAGGGCCUGGCCCCGUCACCAUCAACUGCCCCCGAGACUGUGCCUGCUCCCAGGAGGGUGUUGUGGACUGCGGUGGCAUUGACCUGCGCGAGUUCCCGGGGGACCUGCCUGAGCACACCAACCACCUGUCCCUGCAGAACAACCAGCUGGAGAAGAUCUACCCCCGGGAGCUCUCCAGGUUACAUCGGCUGGAAACUCUGAACCUCCAGAAUAAUCGCCUGACUUCCCGAGGGCUCCCGGAGGAGGCUUUUGAACAUCUGACCAACCUCAAUUACCUGUACUUGGCCAAUAACAAGCUGACCUUGGCACCCCGGUUCCUGCCAAACACCCUGAUCAGUGUGGACUUCGCUGCCAACUAUCUCACCAAGAUCUACGGGCUCACUUUCGGCCAGAAGCCAAACUUGAGGUCCGUGUACCUGCACAACAACAAGCUGGCGGAUGCCGGGCUGCCGGACAACAUGUUCAACGGCUCUAGCAACGUCGAGAUCCUCAUUCUGUCCAGCAACUUCCUGCGCCAUGUGCCCAAGCACCUGCCGCCUGCCCUCUAUAAGCUGCAUCUCAAGAACAACAAGCUGGAGAAGAUCCCACCAGGUGCCUUCAGUGAGCUGAGCAACCUGCGUGAGCUGUACCUGCAGAACAACUACCUGACUGACGAGGGCUUGGACAACGAAACCUUCUGGAAGCUCUCCAGCCUGGAGUACCUCGAUCUGUCCAGCAACAACCUGUCACGGGUCCCCGCGGGGCUGCCGCGCAGCCUGGUGCUCCUGCACCUGGAGAAGAACGCCAUCCGGAGCGUGGACGCAGACGUGCUGACGCCCAUCCGCAGCCUCGAGUACCUGCUGCUGCACAGCAACCAGCUGCACGCGCGCGGCAUCCACCCUCGGGCGUUCCAGGGCCUGAAGCGGCUGCACACGGUGCACCUGUACAACAACGCGCUGGAGCGCGUGCCCAGUGGCCUGCCCCGCCGCGUGCGCACUCUCAUGAUCCUGCACAACCAGAUCACCGGCAUCGGCCGCGACGACUUCGCCACCACCUACUUCCUGGAGGAGCUCAACCUCAGCUACAACCGCAUCACCAGCCCGCAGGUGCACCGCGAUGCCUUCCGCAAGCUGCGCCUGCUGCGCUCGCUGGACCUGUCCGGUAACCGUCUGCACACCUUGCCACCCGGGCUGCCGCGCAACGUGCAUGUGCUGAAGGUCAAGCGCAAUGAGCUGGCCGCCCUGGCACGCGGGGCGCUGGCCAGCAUGGCCCAGCUGCGUGAGCUCUACCUCACCGGCAACCGGCUGCGCAGCCGGGCCCUGGGCCCCCGGGCCUGGGCCGACUUGGCCCAUCUGCAGCUGCUGGACAUCGCUGGGAAUCAACUCACAGAGAUCCCUGAGGGGCUCCCCGAGUCCCUCGAGUACCUAUACCUGCAGAACAACAAGAUUAGCACCGUGCCCGCCAAUGCCUUCGACUCCACACCCAACCUCAAAGGGGUCUUUCUCAGGUUUAACAAGCUGGCCGUGGGCUCCGUGGUGGAAAGCGCCUUCCGGAGGCUGAAGCACCUGCAGGUCUUGGACAUAGAAGGCAACUUUGAGUUCGGUGACGUGCCCAAGGACCGGGGCCGGCUGGAAGGGGAAGAAGACGAGGAGGACGAGGAGGAUGAGGACGAGGAGGACGAGGGGAGGCGGUGGUGACAGGGCGAACCAAUGUGACACAGAUGUGCUGUGGGACCUUGAUAGGUCACCCAGGCCCUCUCUGGGCCCCCAGCUCCACUCCGUCCUGCUUCCUUCUGAGGCUGUCUUAGUGGAGGAGGGCCACACCAUCUGGCGAGUGAGUUGGUGGCUCCCCUGCCUGUCCCCGCCCCUACAGAGUGGGAGAGCCUGCUACACAGAGUUAUUGAAGGAGUCCUGAAAACCACGAAGCCCUGUGCAGAUGUACAAACAUUUGUAUUGUUGUCAGCAGGACAAACACCCCUCCACUCGAGGGUCCAGGCUCCAGGGCUUCAUCUUCCUUUACUCCCGCUGCUCCUCCCACGAUCCGCCCACCGCCGUGGUGAGUGCUCAGCAAGCAGCCGUUAGAGGAAUCAGUCACCCCCGUACAGAGGAGGAGACCGAGGCCAGAGGCAAGGAGGGCUGGGCAGAAGGCUGCCGGCCCCCGUGAGAAGACCUGGUGCCCCCCGCCGCCCCAGCUCACCCUCUCAGCGGCCAGGCCAGGAGGGAGGCACUGCUCUCACCUCAGUGCCUGUGUCCUGAGCAAAGUCCUUCCGGCAGAUGUGGGCCAUGAUCCCGGCCGCCAGCGCAUCACCCAGCACGUUAAUCAUGGUGCGGAAGCGGUCCCUGGUGAGACAAAGUGGGCAGUGAGCAGCGGGCACUUUUUUUCUGUAGGAGGAGCUGGUGGUGGGUGGUGCUCACCCCAGGCUGGGGCCCGCAGCAAGGUGCCUUUCGGGUCCUCUUGAGCAUACCAGCUCCCCCCACCCCCCGCCACUGGGGGUGACGCCAGAGCAGGUUGAUGCACGGCUGGGUUCCUGGGCACAUGACUGCCCGUGCUUAGAAGGGCCUGGGCUGGGUCUAAGGCUCCGCUCCCACCCUCCGGAAGUUCUUUAUCGGUUUUGAACAGGAGUAGGCACAUUUUCGUUUCUGGACACUGGGCCCCACACAUUAUACCACCGGCUGGGCUGGUGUCCGUGAGCAAGGCACCCCCCUGGGCCAAACCCCGGCAGUUCCCCGGCCCACCCCCCAACCCCCGGCCGGCUGCCUGGCGAACCCCACUCACAGAGCCCAGUCGACAGCGAUGAUGAGGGUGAUGUCGUCAGUGGGCAGUCCCACGGACGUCAGCACGAUGACCAUGGUGACGAGCCCAGCCUGGGGGAUGCCAGCUGCCCCGAUGCUGGCCGCGGUGGCCGUGAUGCUGCAGGGGGGAGGGGCAGGCAGAGCGGGAGGAGAAGCAGGAGGGGCAGGCCUCGCUGCUGGGGCCCUGGCUCCAAGAAGGAAGCCAGAAUGCCAGGGCCUCUGGGGACAGCCAUAUGGGGCAGGGCUUGUCGGGAAAGCCACAUCGGGAAGUUCUCGCGGUGGGGGAGCAUGUGCCUGCUCAAGGUCCUCUGGCCCCAUGGCCUCCAUCCCUGGCCUCAGCAGAAACGCCUGAGGAGUUUGUGGAGAAGCCUGUGCCUGGAGCCACUGCCUCGGUAGGGUUCCAGGAAGCUGACUGGGGAUUCAGGUCGUCCCCCACACAGCCCUGCCCAGCCUGCUUCUGGGGCCUGGUUCCCAGGGCCAGACUUGUGCCCUGGGGCUGGCAUGCAAGGCCUUCCCCACGGCCUCUGCCCCUCACCCCAGCACCUGCCACAGUAGCAGUCCCCCCUCUGUCCCUCGUCUCAGCCCCCGCCUCUGCUCAUCCCGUGCCUGCCUGCAGCCCCCUCGCUGCCCCGCGUGUCCGGACUGCAGGCCCUCCUCUGGGCCUCAGCUUCCCAGCCUGCUGUGCAGGGGGCGCUGGGGAAGGAGCCCUGAGUCACAGACGCCGGGUCACGAUCCGGCCGCAGCCCUGACUUGCUGUGUGGCCUGGAACAAACCUCUUCCCCGAGACCCCAUCACAUCUGGGAGCCCAAGAAUCCUAAAGGCCCUUCCAGUGUCCUCCUCUCCCCACUGCCAAUCCAUACUGGGUAUGCGUGUCAGGUAUGUACCUGAUGGUGAUGAUCUGGCCGAAGUCCAGCUCAUAAUUGUUGACCUGGGCAAUGAAGAUGGCGGCCACAGCCUCGUAGA
Messenger RNA from Zalophus californianus (California sea lion), 4235 nucleotides. RefSeq names its product podocan (gene PODN). NCBI's taxonomy places the organism in Eukaryota, Metazoa, Chordata, Mammalia, Carnivora, Otariidae. The record is from RefSeq and is a predicted model, not a curated record. Gene Ontology annotation, molecular function: protein binding. The coding region runs from base 141 to 2177 and encodes 678 amino acids. The transcript has 11 exons.